GAGUGAACAAAGAUGGGUAUCUUUUUCUGAGACUUUUUAACACAGUCUUUCUCUUUACUUCUCUUUUUUCCUUUUCAGUGAGAGAGUUGCAGAGAUUUUGGUCUGACAAAGGGCUUUCUCUUAUGUGAAGAGCUUGAUCAUCCAAUUCCCAUAAUAUUUUUUUCAUCAUUCAUAUAUAUAGAGAGGUUGGUGUCUCUGUGUUUGUGUUUUCUUUCCUUUCCUUUCCUUUCCUUUCCUUUCCUUUUCCUUGUUAUGUACUUUCCUUCCUUCUCUGAAUUUUCUUUCAUGGGUUUUGGGUCACUGUAAGUGAAAAUUCUUGUUUCCUUUGCAGCAGAGACGAUGAUGAAGCACGUGUCCACUCAGAUUUCCAUCACAACUGGUUCCCAAUAAUAUAAAAACUAAAUAAAACUACAAUCAAUUCUUCUCUCUCUUUCUUUCUCUAUCAAUCUCUCUCUAUUUCUUUAUCUAUAUAUAAAAGCAAUCCUUCUCUCAUAUCCUACUCCCUUUCUCUCUUUCUUCUUCUUCUUCUUCUUCUUGAUGUCAUGUUCUUACUCUAGAGGAUGAUGAUGAAGAAUCAAUACGCUAAUACAUAAUCAAACAACCACAGGAAUAAGCAACAGUUAAUUCUUUAUCAACUUAUCUUUCAUCUUCAAAUACUUGUCUGUUUGAUCCCAGCAGGCCACCACUGAGAACAUAUUAUCACAGUUUCCUGAAAGACUCCUACCGAUUUCAACUCUUUCUUUGAUGGGUUGAUCGAGAAUUCCACACUAUCAUAAGUGCAGAAAGAAGUUUAUAAAUUUUUCCGAGAAAAACUAAUCCGAUGGCGACGUACUUUCAUGGGAAUCCGGAAAUCCAAGCAGCCGCUGCAGCAUCAGCAGAAGGACUCCAAACCCUCGUCCUUAUGAACCCUACUUAUGUCCAAUACUCCGACACCCCUCCACCACCACCUUCCAACAACCUCUUUUUCCUCAACUCCGCUGCCACCAAUCUUUCGCCAUCACCACACCUAUCUCACGCGCCACCCAGUGCCCAGCAGUUUGUAGGCAUCCCUUUGGACCCUAGCUCUCACGAUACUUCCACCUUGCAUGGACUGAUUCCACGAAUUCAUUACAAUCUGUACAACCCAGUUGACCCUUCCUCGGCUGCGCGUGAAACUCCACGCGCUCAGCAAGGACUCUCUUUAAGCCUUUCUUCACAACAGCAACCGGGCUACAGGUCACAGGCUCAAGCCGUGUCAGGUGAAGAUAUGAGGGUCUCUGGUGGGUCAGUAUCUUCAGGUUCAGGCGUCACUAAUGGUGUAUCGGGGAUUCAAGGGAUGCUGUUAAGCUCCAAGUACUUGAAGGCUACUCAGGAGCUCCUUGAUGAGGUUGUUAAUGUGAAUAAUAAUGGUAUUAAAAAUGAAUUGUCCAAAAAGGGUAAUGGAAUUAGUAGCAAUAAUAGCAACAAGAUGAUUGGAGAAUCAUCGGGUGGAGAUGGAUCAGCUGGUGGAGAUGGUGGUGGGAAGCAUGGUGGAGCAGAGCUUACCACGGCGGAAAGGCAAGAAAUUCAGAUGAAGAAGGCCAAGCUUAUCAGCAUGCUUGAUGAGGUGGAGCAAAGAUACAGACAGUAUCAUCAUCAGAUGCAGAUAGUGAUUUCAUCAUUUGAGCAAGCCGCAGGAAUUGGUUCUGCGAAAACAUACACAGCUCUUGCACUGCAAACAAUCUCAAAGCAAUUCCGGUGCUUAAAAGAUGCAAUAACAGGUCAAAUUAAAGCUGCAAACAAGAGCCUAGGUGAAGAAGAUUGCCUUGGAGGCAAGCUUGAAGGUUCCAGGCUCAAAUUCGUCGACAAUCACAUUCGACAACAACGAGCUCUUCAACAGUUGGGAAUGAUCCAGCACAAUGCUUGGAGACCCCAGAGAGGAUUGCCUGAAAGAUCAGUUUCAGUUCUUCGUGCUUGGCUCUUCGAGCACUUCCUCCAUCCUUAUCCUAAAGAUUCUGAUAAGCACAUGCUUGCCAAACAGACAGGGCUGACUAGGAGCCAGGUGUCUAACUGGUUCAUAAAUGCUCGAGUUCGGCUAUGGAAGCCAAUGGUGGAAGAGAUGUACAUGGAGGAAAUGAAGGAGCAUGAACGAAAUGGAUCAGAGGACAAAACAAGCAAAAGCGAGCAGAAUGAAAGUUCAGCUUCGAAAUCAGUUCUGCAUGAGAAAGGUUCAGUUAAUGAGAAUCAGACUAAAAAUUUCAAGUCUUUGGACAGUUCUUCAAACCAGAAUCCUCCUGCAAUUUCAAUAUCUACAGCUUCAACAUCCCCUGUUUCACGAAAUUUAAGAAACCACUCUGGAUUCUCCCUCAUAGGUUCAUCAGAAUUGGAAGGGAUUACACAACAAGCAAGCCCAAAGAGACACAGAAGCACCGAAUUGAUCCAAUCUCCAACUAGUGUCCCAUCCAUAAACAUGGAUGUCAAGCCUGGAGAGACGAACAAUGAGCAAAUUUCAAUGAAGUUUGGCAAUGAGAGGCAAAGUAGAGAUGGCUACUCAUUCAUUGGAAGCCAAACCAACUUCAUUGGAGGAUUUGGGCAAUACCCAAUUGGAGAACUCGGAAGAUUUGAUACAGAACAGUUCACUCCAAGAUUUUCCGGGAAUGCUGUUUCUCUCACGCUUGGUCUCCCCCACUGUGAAAACCUCUCCUUGUCAGGAACCCAUCAAAAUUUUCUUGCCAACCAGAACAUUCCAUUGGGAAGAAGAGUGGAAAUCGGCGAACUGAAUGAUUUCGGAGGCAUCAACACAUCCACACCUCACUCUUCAUCUGCAUAUGAGAGCAUCAACAUUCAGAACCCAAAGAGAUUUGCAGCACAACUGCUGCCAGACUUUGUGGCCUGAUGGCUAGCCCAUGACCAAGGCCAUGGAGGAUUCAGGAUCUUUUUCGCACUAUUUCUUGCUGUUCCAGCCAUUAGCAGGGAACAAGGAUAAUGCAUGAUAGUGUAAAGAAAGAAGAAACUUCACAUAGUAUAGGUCUAUACUUUGUCAUAAAAUCAUUUGAGUUCUUAGACAGCUUAGGAUUUGAGAGUAUAUGGGUGGAGGAUUGUAUAUUAUUUUUGUAAGCUCUGAAGAUGGAUAGAUGGAUUGAUGUCAUAAGAAUUUAGUUAUUGGGGUAUACUAAUAUUAUAUUGAUUGUGAGCA
Molecule: messenger RNA, 3154 nt
Organism: Manihot esculenta (cassava)
Lineage: Eukaryota; Viridiplantae; Streptophyta; Magnoliopsida; Malpighiales; Euphorbiaceae
Product: BEL1-like homeodomain protein 1
Exons: 5
Coding region: 821-2854 (677 amino acids)
Biological process (GO): regulation of transcription by RNA polymerase II
Molecular function (GO): RNA polymerase II cis-regulatory region sequence-specific DNA binding; DNA-binding transcription factor activity, RNA polymerase II-specific
Source: RefSeq, a predicted model, not a curated record